ACAUAAUAAUGGCUGUGUUUGUGUUAACAUUCUCCGGUCGUGUUUACCUGAAUCGAACCUUACCUUUGGCUUUUGUUUGUACCUCCCCUAUCGUCAGUAUUGAUUUGUAACUGUGCUUGUGGCUUGCUCCAUACCAGCCAAUGGAGUACAUCCGACUUCCAAAGGUGGAGAAGGUCCGGCUGUUGGAUAAAGUAUUCACAAAAAGGAGCAGGAUGGGCACCCUUUAUUUGACGGCCACCCACACCAUCUUUGUUGAGAGUGAAGGUGGAAUGCGCAAUGAAACAUGGGUGCUCCACAGUUUGGUUUUCAGUGUGGAGAAACAAGUGACAACACCAUUGGGGUGUCCUCUGGUAAUACACUGCAAAAACUUCCAGGUUCUUCAUUUUGUCAUCCCUCAAGAGCGGGACUGCCAUGAUGUUUAUGUGUCCCUGCAGAGGCUCUCCCAGCCAGAGAGAUAUGAGGAACUGUACUGCUUUUCCUAUAAACCAGGCUUUGAUGAAAAGGAGCGACAGCAAGAAUGGGAUUUCUUGGACCUCAGGUCUGAAUAUAGCAGAAUGGGCAUCCCAAACUCCCUGUGGAAACUCUCCUUGAUAAACCGGCAUUACAAGGUGAGUGACACUUACCCUGCUGAACUUUUUGUACCUGCGUCAACAACUACGUCAGUCAUUACAGGAAGCGCCAAAUUCAGGAGCAGGGGAAGAUUUCCUGCUCUUUCAUACUACUCCAAAGAAAAUCAUGCGGCCAUCUGUCGUAGCAGUCAACCUCUGUCAGGCUUCAGCGCUCGUUGCCUAGAGGAUGAGCAGAUGCUGGAGGCCAUACUGAGGUCCAAUCCCCGCAGUGACUUCAUGUAUGUGGUGGAUACCAGACCCAAGUUAAAUGCGAUGGCAAAUAGAGCAGCGGGAAAAGGCUACGAAAAUGAGGACAACUACUCUGACAUUAAAUUCCGGUUCGUUGCGAUUGAGAACAUUCAUGUGAUGAGGAGCAGCCAACAAAAAAUGCUGGAAGUGUGUGAGCUGCGUUCCCCUUCUAUGUCUGACUUCCUGGAUGGCCUGGAGAGCUCAGGCUGGCUGAAACACAUCAAAGCUGUUUUGGAUGCUGGCGUCUUCAUUGCCAAGGCUAUUGCAGUAGAGGGCGUCAGCGUCCUGGUUCACUGUUCAGAUGGUUGGGACCGUACUGCUCAGGUUUGCUCUGUGGCCAGCGUGCUGUUGGAUCCAUACUACCGGACAAUCAAAGGACUAAUGGUUCUCAUCAAGAAAGACUGGGUGUCAUUCGGCCAUAAGUUUUCUCACAGAUGCAACCACCUAGAUGGAGACCCCAAAGAAGAGUCCCCUGUAAUCGAUCAGUUCUUGGAGUGUGUUUGGCAAUUGAUGGAGCAGUUUCCCUGCGCGUUUGAAUACAAUGAGCGGUUUCUGAUUACGAUUCACAGCCACAUUUACUCCUGCCAGUAUGGCAAUUUUAUAGGCAACAGCCAGCGGGAAAGGUCAGAACUCAGACUGCACGACAGGACCCAUUCUCUGUGGUAUUAUCUAUGGUCAAACCGGGCAGAUUACAGUAACCCCUUGUACAGACCAAACCAUAGCCAGACACAAGGACUCCUUCGGCCAUCUACCGCCCCCUGUUGGUUCAAAUUUUGGGGGGGAUUGUAUAACCGGUUUGACCGUGGGAUGCAUCCUCGUCAGUCUGUAGAGGAUUAUCUUCGCGCCAUUCAAGAGGAAACGGAACAGUUGGAGGGGCUGCUUGCCUCUCAUAAACAGAAAAUUUCUAAACUGGAGGAGAAGAAGGUGUGGAACGGUACCUCAAAAGCCACCUUUGAUAAGAGCCCCACAGCUUGGGUUCUUGGUAAUGAUCUUGGCCUGGCGAACACCCCUCAAGACUACACAUCAGGUUUCCUUACCAGCAGCCCUUGUCAGCUAAAGCCACCAUGCAGCAGCCUGACCUUCUCCCCCCAAGAAUUCAACAAAACAAAUGACUUUAGUUACUCCAACGGCAGUGAUCGAGAGUCUGGGAUCGCAGACCUCAGCUCUCGUUCACCUUUUAGUGAGGAGAGCACCAGAGAUCAAGACUCUGACGAUACUGCCUAAAGAAAUUUGUUAUUGUAGCAAAUAGCAGAUGGCGCAGAUCCCCACAUGGCCAUGACACUACCCAUAUAUGCACUGAAUAAGCGGGCUACCAUCAAAUUUAAUUUGAAAUCAUUUUCUUUUGCAUGUGGUGUAUUGGACUUCCUGUUGCCACAUAAAUCUCUUUGCUGUAGUAGGCCACUUAAUACCUCCAAAUGAUAAAGAAUUUAAUUGCUUCUUGUCUGUGAUGUUCUGAGGUGAAAUUAAAGCGAUGUGCAAACAGGGUUUAAAAGAGUGAAGCACAUCAUGUGCCUCCCGGGUCAUUUUGCGGGCCCAUUAUCCACUCCAAAAACAUUAUUACCCAGGAGCAAUCCACUCAGCACAUCUUUUUGUGUUGAAGAGGAUGUGUUAGUAAAUCCCCUCUUUGAUAAUGGUCUUCCGUAUAUGAAUGCAUCGAUAUUUUUGCAGCACUAUAAACCCAUCAUAACACAUGACGUAAAAAGCUAUUGCGGAUUUUUGUUUCCCCCAAUGAUUUGUGGUUACUUCAGUAAGUGUGCUCGACUGAAGAAAUGGACUCCAAUACAUUGUGUUUAAAUUUGGGAUUUAUGAUCAUUGUUAUGACUUUUACAAGAGUGCAUGCUGAAAUUGCCCCAGUGUCUACAUAUCAGGCGUAAUUACUGUACUUCACAGUCCUGUGAGUGAACAAAACAGCAUGUAAAAAUAUUUUUGUAUUUUUUUUUUAUCUUUUUGAGUCUACAUGUAAUUCAUAAUACACAGUAAAAAUUAUUCGCGAGUUAAAUUAUUUUGAAAUGUAUUUAUUCAUGUGGAAUGAGAUCCUGUGCUGUUUGUAUCAUUGAAUUCCAUAAGGUAAUUCUUUGUGAAAUAAAACCUGUCCCAUGCAACUCCAUAUUGGUUACA
Molecule: messenger RNA, 2975 nt
Organism: Corythoichthys intestinalis (scribbled pipefish)
Lineage: Eukaryota; Metazoa; Chordata; Actinopteri; Syngnathiformes; Syngnathidae
Gene: mtmr7a
Product: myotubularin related protein 7a
Exons: 14
Coding region: 141-2081 (646 amino acids)
Biological process (GO): phosphatidylinositol dephosphorylation
Cellular component (GO): membrane; cytoplasm
Molecular function (GO): phosphatidylinositol-3-phosphate phosphatase activity; phosphatidylinositol-3,5-bisphosphate phosphatase activity
Source: RefSeq, a predicted model, not a curated record